This is a messenger RNA of Iphiclides podalirius (scarce swallowtail), 495 nucleotides long. NCBI's taxonomy places the organism in Eukaryota, Metazoa, Arthropoda, Insecta, Lepidoptera, Papilionidae. The record is from the annotation of a GenBank genome assembly.
AUGUCAGUAAAUUUUAUCACGAUCUGUACAUUUGCAUCAUUGUUUCAUUUUAUUGCCGGCCAGUGCGUUGGAUCCGUGUACAAUGCUGGCAUUGUGGCCGUGGUUGCACCCGACAGUGUUUUAGGGUACACCAGCGUACAUGGCGCGCCCAUAGCACCUAAUGGUCUGAGCGGCUUUGCCCCCAAUCAUGGCGGUGGGUUCACGGUGACCAGCGCAUCACCAAUCGCUCCCAACGGGGUGACCAUAGUUUCUGACCAUCUCAUCGCGGAGGGGGCGCUUUCCGUCUGCGGGCAGCUGCCUGUCCUUGGCACGGCAGCUUUAGAGGGCCCCCUACCCGCUGCUGGUCAGGGCGCCGUAGAAUAUGGCUGUGGUGAUGGCGAGGUCACCAUUUUAAGUGAGAAUAUUUCUCCAGACUCAUACAUAUACGUGGCGGGACCCGCUAUCGAUUACUCCCUGAUCGGCUUGGCCCCUAAUGUCGGGUGUAGCUAUGUUUAC